Molecule: messenger RNA, 1778 nt
Organism: Chiloscyllium plagiosum (whitespotted bambooshark)
Lineage: Eukaryota; Metazoa; Chordata; Chondrichthyes; Orectolobiformes; Hemiscylliidae
Source: RefSeq, a predicted model, not a curated record
AAUGGGACUAGAUCAGUUUAAGCUUAGAAUAUCUGGUUGCUGCAGAUGAGUUGGACCAAAGGGUCUGUUUUCUGUAAAAAUCUAUGACUCAAAGUAUUUGUAAGGAAACAUAGAGAUAGAGUUUAAUAAAUAUAUAGAUAAACUUCUAAGGUAAACUCUAGUUUCUUUUAGGGAACUGUAACUUAUCUUAGAAAAGAUAACUGUAAGAUAAACUAGCAUGUCAUGUCCCAGAAAUCUGCUUGAAGGUUCUACAUCAGACUGCUCUGUAGCCUUUCAAACAUUUAGAAUCUCUUAGUCAUUUUUUUAAAAAAUGUAACAUUCAAGUCUGGCCUGAAUUAGAUGGAGAUCAGUGAACCCAAAUUAAAACAGACGUUAUAGUUUGGGGAGAGGAUGCUGCUUUUGGGUUUACUUGCCAGUGGUGUGGGGAGGGCGGAGAUGAAGGUGUGUGAAGACGACACGUAGCUUUUCUCCGCUGCUUUUACAUGAUCUCGGCAGAUGGUUCAAGCCUCCAGAGCAGCUUGGGGAUCAUUACUGCUCAGGUUGGGGAUCUUAAUGUACAGUCUCAUUCAAAGUUUGUCUUUGUGCAAAGGCAAUGGCUGAUCUCGUGGUUUUCUAACUGCACAGGGGUCUGUAGGGUGUCAGUAUUUGCAGGAGUGCCCACGUCUUCUGUACUAUUUCCAUGGGGUUGCGCUGCGCUCCCCCUAGUUGGGAGCCAGGAGCCAGGGCUGCAGAACACACAGAAACCUUGCGUUGCGUGUGACGUCACUACGCCCACGAGGGGGUGCGUCUGACGUAUGACGCAGGGCGCAGUGGGAACGGCAAUGGCGGCGGAUCGCACGAAGGCGGUCGGAGCUGUUCGAACGUCCCGCUCUGCACGGGAUGGCUUGGACAAAAGCAUCACGCUGCCGCCCGACGAGAUCUUCCGCAACCUGGAGAAUGCCAAGAGCUUCGCCAUCGACAUAGGUGGAUCCUUGACAAAGCUGGCCUACUAUUCAACAGUGCAGCACAAAGUUGCUAAAGUGCGAUCUUUCGAUCAUUAUGGUAAAGUCCCUGAUGAUGAACCAUUGUAUGAGAUCUCAGUUCAGGAAGAAAUCACUGCCCGACUUCAUUUUGUUAAAUUUGAAAACGCUUAUAUAGAAACAUGUCUGGACUUCAUCAAAGCACACCUGGUGAACACAGAGACCAAAGUGAUUAAAGCUACAGGAGGUGGUGCUCACAAAUUCAAGAAUCUCAUUGAGAAAAAGCUGGGACUAAAGGUGGAUAAGGAAGAUGAAAUGACUUGCCUAAUAAAGGGUUGCAACUUUGUGCUGCGAAAUAUUCCACAUGAAGCCUUUGUGUACGUGAAGCAUGCAGAUCCUGAAUUCCGCUUUCAGACAACGCACCCAGAUAUCUUUCCCUACCUGCUGGUGAACAUUGGGUCAGGAGUAUCUAUAGUUAGGGUCGAGUCUGAAGACCAAUUUGAGCGGAUUGGAGGAAGCUCAAUAGGAGGUGGUACGUUCUGGGGGCUUGGAGCAUUGCUGACAAAAACAAAGCGAUUUGAUGAAUUAUUGCAACUUGCUUCAAAAGGGCAGCACACAAAUGUGGAUAUGUUAGUUCGUGACAUUUACGGUGGGGCAUAUGAAUCCUUUGGGCUGACUGGAGAUCUUAUUGCCAGUAGCUUUGGAAAAUCUGCCACUACUGAUAAAGGUAGGUACAUCUUAUUCAGUUGCCACGUCUUGAAUCCUGUUUGGCCAGAGGCAGUUUCUUGUAAUAACCUUUUAUAGAUAACGAUCGUAAUA